UGGGCUGUUGGCAGUCGGGUGAUCCGACGAACGGCUUCAGUGUUCAUUCCACUGCACUCAAAACUCUCCAGACUCCAGUCUCCCGUCAUCUUCCCUAAGCCCUAGCGGCAUCGAGAGGCAUGGCGACGCAACCGCCAGCGUUGCGCCACCGCGACUCGGCGCCGGCGAUCCCGGACGAGCUCUCCGAGGAGAUACUCCUCCGCCUCCCGCCGGGCGACCCAUCUUGCCUCGUCCGCGCCUCCGCCGUCUGCAAGCGCUGGCGCCGCAUCGUCUCCCAACCAAACUUCCUCCGCCGCCUCCACGAGCUCCACGGGACACCACCCCCGUUGCUGGGCUUCUUCCACAGCGAUUACUCCAAGCGCUUCGCCGCCCGGGUAGAUUACGGCCCCAGCACCAAGUUCGUGCCCACCACCCCCUCCGCCUUUUCCCUUUCCAUCCCCAACAGCCGCAAGUGGUACGCCCUGAAUUACCGCCAUGGCCGCCUUCUCUUCUGCUCCAAGGUGACCCAGGAGGGCCAGGACUUCCUCGUCUGGGAGCCCAUCACGGGCCACCAGCGGAUCCUGCCGGUGCCCGGGGCACCCAAGAAUUAUGUAAUGGACGCGGCCGUGGUUUGCGCAGCCGACGGGUGUGACCACCGCGAUUGUCAGGGGGGGCCCUUCCGCCUGGUCUUGGUCUACCUCGUCGAGAAUGUGGACUCGCUGUUCGUGCGCGCCUACUCGACAGAGACCGGCUCAUGGGGCGACAUGUCCACCGUCACCUACGAGCCCAUCAGGGAGAAGUCCAGCAUCCUUGUGGGGAAGUCUCUAUACUUCUUUUCCAUCUUCGACCGCAUGGUGAAAUAUGACCUGACCGGCCAGAGUGGCCUCUCAGUGAUCAACCUCCCGGAACCGGAAGUGUUAGCUGAUUGCCGCGGAGUCACUGGCCUCGUGCUCACGAGAGAGCGUGAACUGGGAGUUGCUGGAGUCAUGGAGACACGUCUCUACCUGUGGUCGAGUACGGCGGGUGACAAGGGUGAGCUACAGAGCGAGAACUGCAGGGUCAUUGAAUUGCACAACAUGCUCCCAGCUGCUGCUCUCUCAGCCUCAGAAAGGGUAGAUGUGGUUGGCUUUGCCGAAGAUGCAAAUGUGAUUUUCCUCAAAACAAUUGCUGGCGUCUCUGCAAUUAACCUCGAUUCAGAGCCGGCGAGGAAGGUGUACCAGACUAGCGAGACCUAUGAAACUUUGACUGCGUUCAGCAGCUUCUACAUUCCAGGUAAACGAGUUGCUUCGGCAGGAGGGGGCGAGGGGAUGCCGUAGGUUGCUAUGCUGAACUUACUUUGGGAAGAGAAGGGGGUUAUAUUCCUUUGUGAAUGAACUCAACUGAAGACAGGAGAGAAACGCACCGCAUGACCAAAAGAAAGUGUAAACGUUGUUUGUAAGGUCUCAAUUGUAUGUUUGCAAUCCUUUGGAGUUUACUGCUGCUUAUGGAUUCUAGUUUAGUUUCUUUAAACAUGCAGAAAGUCUGGGAAAUGUUCAUUUUGCAUGCUAUUGCCUCUCUUGUUGUUGCCUUUAUGCUAGACACCGAUGAUGCUGUUCGUGGCUCACAACUUGGAUAAUUUCUCCAAGACGUGUGAUACUUGCGUCCAUUUUGUUUAAUUUUAGCUGUGUUCAACUUGCA
Messenger RNA from Brachypodium distachyon (stiff brome), 1656 nucleotides. RefSeq lists its product as uncharacterized. The record is from RefSeq and is a predicted model, not a curated record. The coding region runs from base 120 to 1295 and encodes 391 amino acids. Gene Ontology annotation, molecular function: protein binding. Lineage: Eukaryota; Viridiplantae; Streptophyta; Magnoliopsida; Poales; Poaceae. The transcript is spliced from 2 exons.